UGAAAGUCUCUUCCUAGAACAAGAAAGCUCAGGCAUCUCGGUUGCUAUCUCGCAGAAGCUGAAACACCUCUCGCUCUCUCUGCCUCUCUCUCGUUGGGGGUUUUCAGAAGAGGAGAAGAUAGAGAAGAAAGAUGGUGAAAGUUCGCAUGAACACGGCCGACGUGGCCGCUGAGGUGAAGUGCCUGCGGAGUCUGAUCGGAAUGCGAUGUGCCAACGUCUACGAUCUCUCCCCCAAGACCUACCUAUUCAAGCUCAUGAACAGCAGCGGAGUUACUGAAUCUGGAGAGAGCGAAAAGGUUUUGUUGUUGAUGGAAAGUGGUGUAAGAUUGCACACGACUGCAUAUGCUCGGGACAAGAGCACAACUCCUUCUGGAUUUACUCUUAAACUAAGGAAGCACAUACGCACAAGAAGGCUCGAAGACGUGCGGCAACUCGGAUAUGAUCGUAUUAUUCUUUUUCAGUUUGGACUGGGUGAUAAUGCUCAUUAUAUUAUCCUGGAGUUGUAUGCCCAAGGAAACAUACUUCUCACAGAUUCUGAAUUUGUUGUCAUGACACUUCUCCGAUCACACAGGGAUGACGAUAAAGGGUUGGCAAUUAUGUCACGCCAUCGGUAUCCAGUUGAAGCUUGUCGUGUUUUUGAGAGGACUAGCAUUACUAAGUUACAAACAGCGCUUACUUGUUCUAACGCAUCUGAUAGGAAAGACGUAUUAGAUGCUGAAGAAGGCAGGGGAAAAGUUUUUGAUGCAUCUCAAGAGCAAGGUGGCAGCAAAAAGGGCAAGUUGUCCAAUUCAAAUAAAAAAACUAAUGAUGGCGAGCAGACAAAGAAAUCCACAUUAAAAGUCAUUCUAGGGGAAGCAUUGGGUUAUGGACCGGCACUUUCUGAGCAUAUUAUAUUGGACGUUGGGCUGAUACCAACCAUGAAAGUUGGAGGUGAUACAAAAAUCGAUGAUGCAGCAAUACAGCUUUUGGCACAAGCUGUUGCCAAGUUUGAGGACUGGCUUGCAGAUAUCAUAUCGGGUGACAAAGUUCCUGAAGGAUACAUUCUAAUGCAGAACGGAGCUGCUGGGAAGAAGGGAAUGGUACCAUGUCAAGAAGGAAAUUCAGAUAAGAUCUACGAUGAAUUCUGUCCCCUUUUAUUGAAUCAGUUCAAGUCAAGGGAGUUUAUGAAACUGGAGACAUUUGAUGCAGCGUUAGAUGAGUUUUACAGUAAAAUUGAGAGCCAAAGGGCAGAACAGCAGCAGAAAGCAAAAGAAGGAUCUGCUAUGCAGAAACUUAGCAAAAUCCGCUUGGAUCAGGAAAAUCGUGUACAAUCACUGAUGAAGGAAGUUGACCGUUGCACGAAAAUGGCAGAACUGAUUGAAUAUAAUUUGGAAGAUGUUGACGCUGCUAUUUUAGCUGUUCGAGUAGCACUUGCAAACGGUAUGGAUUGGGAAGAUCUCGCUCGAAUGGUGAAGGAGGAGAAGAAAGCUGGAAAUCCUGUAGCUGGGCUUAUUGAUAAGCUUCAUCUUGAAAGAAACUGCAUCAUGCUACUAUUGAGCAACAAUCUGGAUGAAAUGGAUGAGGAUGAAAAAACAAGCCCUGUUGAUAAGGUAGAAGUUGAUUUGGCACUUUCUGCACAUGCAAAUGCUCGCCGCUGGUAUGAACUAAAGAAACGACAGGGGAAUAAACAGGAAAAGACUGUUACAGCACAUGAAAAGGCUUUUAAAGCGGCUGAGAGGAAGACUCGUCUCCAACUUUCACAGGAGAAAACAGUAGCUGCAAUCUCACAUAUUCGCAAAGUUCACUGGUUUGAAAAAUUCAAUUGGUUUAUCAGCAGUGAAAAUUAUUUGGUAAUCAGUGGCCGCGAUGCUCAACAAAAUGAGAUGAUAGUCAAGAGAUAUAUGUCUAAAGGAGACCUGUAUGUCCAUGCGGACCUACAUGGAGCUUCUAGUACCGUGGUCAAGAAUCACAGGCCGGAUAACCCCGUACCUCCUCUUACUUUAAACCAAGCAGGAUGCUUCACUGUGUGCUACAGCCAAGCAUGGGACUCAAAGAUUGUUACAAGCGCUUGGUGGGUGUAUCCUCAUCAAGUCAGUAAAACAGCUCCCACAGGAGAAUAUCUUACUGCAGGCAGUUUCAUGAUCCGUGGGAAAAAGAACUUCCUUCCUCCACACCCUCUUGUUAUGGGAUUUGGUAUUCUAUUUCGCUUGGACGAGAGCUCCUUGGGAUCUCACUUAAAUGAAAGGAGGGUGAGAGGUGAGGAGGAAGGGCCCCAUGAUAUGGGAGACAGUGUAUCUGUUAAUGAAGAAGCUAACUCUGAGUCAGAUGAGGAAGUAAUCGAUAAAACAGUAGAUGAAGUCGAAGAACCGAGUCACAUCUUGGAUAUGACAACAGAUCGUUCUGAACUGAAACCAGAUGACGCAUCUGUAUCUGGUUUAUCUAACAGUGGGUUACUUUGUAAAGCUGUUGAAGCUAGAGAAGAUAGUGGUGGAGACAAAACCAGACCAAGUGACAUUGAUAAUGGAAAGUCCUCUGACAUGGCUGAAGAAAAUGGAUCCUCUGUCUCAUCAGAACUUGAGGUUCUCAUGGACAGGGCCCUUGGGCUCGGGUCUGUUAAAGUGUCAGGGAAAAGUUAUGGGCUUGAUGCUCCUCAAGCUACUUCAGUGGAGGACCAUGAGCAUGAAGAAAAUAAAUCUGUAGUAAGAGAAAAGCCUUAUGUAUCAAAGGCAGAGAGACGAAAACUCAAGAAAGGUCAGAAAAGUAGCAGUGAUGCAGCUGAUGUGCAAGAAAAAGAAGAAGGCAAUGACAGUAAUCACUCAGGUACUCAGCAAGAUGAAAGUGUUGGGAACUCAAGGCCAGCAGGUGGAAAGAUCACACGCGGACAAAAGAGCAAACUUAAGAAGAUUAAGGAAAAAUAUGCAGAUCAAGAUGAUGAAGAAAGGAAGAUUCGUAUGGCUUUACUGGCAUCUUCUGGGAAAGCACUAAAAAAUGAAAAAGAGUCGCAAGAAAGUAACGCAGCUGCUAGUAAACAGAACAGACCGGUCACUGAGUUGAGAGACCAGGUUGAUUCCUCAAAAAUAUGCUAUAAAUGUAAGAAGGCUGGCCACCUUUCUCGGGAUUGCCCAGAACAUCUAGAUGGAGCUGAUCACAGUAAGGUGGCUGCAAACAAGCAAGUAAAUGGGAAUGCUCCUGAAGGUCUUCGAGAUGCAGAUUUGGAUAAAACCACUGGCGAUGAGGAUAGAAUGACUUUUGAGGAGGAAGAUAUUCAUGAGAUAGGCGAAGAAGAGAAGGAAAAGUUAAAUGAUGUAGAUUAUUUGACUGGGAAUCCGCUGCCAAAUGACAUUCUACUGUACGCUGUGCCUGUCUGUGGUCCCUAUAGUGCACUCCAGACAUACAAAUACCGGGUGAAGAUUACUCCAGGCACUGUUAAAAGAGGAAAAGCUGCAAAAACUGCAUUGAAUUUGUUCAGUCACAUGCCCGAGGCAACAAAUAGGGAAAAGGAACUUAUGAAAGCAUGUACAGACCCAGAAUUGGUCGCUGCGAUUAUCGGCAAUGUGAGGAUCACGGCGGCAGGCCUCACUCAACUGAAACAGAAACAGAAGAAAGGAAAGAAGACUAGCAAGCAAGAAAACUAGUAUGGUACCGACGAGUUUGUUCCCAACCUUUUUGAUCUUCCAUCCUUACCCUAAAUCUUACAGUUUUGGAAUCUUCCAUGAUUUCCUUUGCAAAGGGUUGAAGGCUAUGAUCCACAAAAGAGAGACAUUGCGUCCCCGUUUCAAGCUAGCAGAAUCCUUCCUUAUCAAAUGUAAAAUCUGUUCAUUGCACAUAAACUCCACACCUCUUGAGUUACUUUCUAUCUAUACUAAUCACUGAAUAUGAGCCGUUAAUUUUUUU
Messenger RNA from Magnolia sinica, 3873 nucleotides. RefSeq lists its product as uncharacterized. Gene Ontology annotation, molecular function: ribosomal large subunit binding; tRNA binding; zinc ion binding. Gene Ontology annotation, cellular component: RQC complex. The record is from RefSeq and is a predicted model, not a curated record. Gene Ontology annotation, biological process: ribosome-associated ubiquitin-dependent protein catabolic process; rescue of stalled cytosolic ribosome. The transcript is spliced from 14 exons. Lineage: Eukaryota; Viridiplantae; Streptophyta; Magnoliopsida; Magnoliales; Magnoliaceae. The coding region runs from base 132 to 3614 and encodes 1160 amino acids.